Myripristis murdjan (pinecone soldierfish) is the source of this 2043-nucleotide messenger RNA. It is a transcript of the gene ndufs7, whose product is annotated as NADH:ubiquinone oxidoreductase core subunit S7. Bases 78 to 737 code for a protein of 219 amino acids. Gene Ontology annotation, cellular component: respiratory chain complex I. Gene Ontology annotation, biological process: aerobic respiration; electron transport coupled proton transport; mitochondrial respiratory chain complex I assembly. The transcript has 8 exons. Lineage: Eukaryota; Metazoa; Chordata; Actinopteri; Holocentriformes; Holocentridae. The record is from RefSeq and is a predicted model, not a curated record. Gene Ontology annotation, molecular function: 4 iron, 4 sulfur cluster binding; NADH dehydrogenase (ubiquinone) activity; quinone binding.
GCAGCGCCCCCUUCAGGCCGCGCCUCCCCACAAACUCACUCACCGGAAGGAGUUUUCACGUAACCAUAAUUCUAAAGAUGGCGGCGCUGGUUGCACCUCGCCUGGCCUCACUUGGCUGCUUUUCAACAAGGCCCAUUGUAGUUUUCAGCAUUCAGCAGAAGAGUUUGCACAACAGCGCUAAAGGCGAGAAUGCCACCACGAGUGUGGUCCCAGUCAGAGAGAAGAGCACAGCGGUGGCUGCAGCCAAACCGGCUGCUGCAGCCAGCAGCAAGGGGGAGUAUGUCAUCACCAAGCUGGAUGACCUGGUCAACUGGGCACGCAGGAGCUCUCUGUGGCCAAUGACAUUUGGCCUGGCAUGCUGUGCGGUGGAGAUGAUGCACAUGGCGGCACCCCGUUACGACAUGGACCGCUUCGGCGUGGUGUUCAGAGCCAGUCCACGACAGGCCGACGUCAUGAUCGUGGCAGGAACACUGACCAAUAAGAUGGCUCCAGCUCUACGGAAGGUGUAUGACCAGAUGCCAGAGCCAAGAUACGUCAUUUCCAUGGGAAGCUGCGCCAACGGAGGAGGUUACUACCACUACUCCUACGCUGUUGUCAGAGGCUGCGAUCGCAUCGUCCCGGUGGACAUCUAUGUUCCAGGCUGUCCCCCCACUGCAGAGGCGCUCCUGUACGGGACUCUACAGUUGCAGAAGAAGAUCAAGCGUGAGAAGAAAAUGACGAUCUGGUAUAGGAAGUGAAAAUUUAGCAUGCGUGUGUUUUGCUUUGUAAAUGUUGUAUAAUUCAGGGUGUCUCCUGGAGCCCCGCUCCUCCUCCAUGUAGAGCAGCAGGAACUAACUUUAAUAAAGUCAUUACUGUCAUUUACACGAGGUGCGCUCCCACUUCUUUUCUGCUCAGCACCAAGGAGAUUUCCCAGUAGUGCUGCUCAGUACACAGUUGAUUCAGCUGUUCUUUGUUUGGGCUCAUUCAGGAUAGUCUGUCCAGUCUGUCCAGGUUGCUGUUUCUGUAUCAGGAUAUACUGUCUGAUUUUAAUGCCCACAAAUUCUGUUGUAACAUUAAAAGUAAAAAAUGCCAUGCAUAAAGUCAUUUUUGCAAGUUUUCUCAUUUUCAAUAUCAAACUCAAUGUUUUUUAAAAAUCAGAUUCUUAAUUCAAGAUGGAGGUUCUUUUAUUCAGUGUCAAUAAUAAGCUCAAGUGAAAAGGCAUUUGUACUAAUGAGACCCUACCUCUUUGUCAUUUAGCCACCAUGAUUGUUAGUAUCCAGUCUCAGCCACUAAGUGGCGCUUGUGAGUUGUGAACCACAGUUUCUGCAGCCACAUGCCCAGAUCUCUCUCUCUCACACACACACACAUACACACACAUACAGUGGCCUAAGGCAUGGUAGAUAUGAAAGGAAGGAACAGGCAAAUGUAUUGAGUUGUAAAUCCUCUCGGCGGGCAAUUGAGCCUCAUACUCCUGUUAUAUUACUGUUAGUGUGAGGCCUGCGUUCUGUUUACAGACAGACAGCAGAGGUUAUCAGCAGAGGCCAAAUGCUUUUCAUGGUGUGCUGGUUAUCAAAGUGCAGUCAUGCUAUAUUGGACAACUAUGCAAAUACAAAAUGAGAAAGUGAAAUGCUGUCAUGCCAAAAAUGCCAAAACACCACCAGGUUAAAGAGCAACAUGGCUCCACAUCCUGUAUGUGUGUUUUGUGUGUGUGAAGUCUGCAGCGGUGUUCUGUGUGAUCAGAUAUUACUAUAAGCUACUCUGUUCAUGUAUAGGCUUGUAAAACUACAAGGAAUUGAUAUUAUGCAUCGAAAAUAUGUUUUUAACUACAGUUUUUCUGGAUCAACAAAGAUCUCUGGUUCAGUUCCCACAGCGGCCACAUGUCCAAGUGUCCUUGAGCAAGACACUUAAUCCCUGACCCACUCAUUUAUUUGUACAUGCACUAGAUUAAGUCUUCAUUAAAUGCCUAAAAUGUAAAAUGCAUCAAGUAUGUGCUAGUUAACAGUGUGGUGUUGCUCUAUGAUGGAUGUGCAAAUCCCACCAAAAUAAAGUGAAACUAUAACGUUA